AUGAGUAGCUAUUUACCACCAUCUUCACCGGUCAGGGGCUCGACUUAUGCCCCCUCACACGAUUAUGAGAAGAAAGAUGUAUCUCAUGCGUGUAAUAAAACAUACCAUCAAACUUUCAAGGAUAAAAACUCGCAUAGAGAUAAGUAUCCCAGUCCAUUUCCAUCUUCCAGCAUUGGCCAUUCAUCAUCUCCAAUUAAAGAGACCAUAGAUCCUGAUUCUUCGUUCGAAGUAGAAAGUGACCAAAAUGAAAAAGAUUCUUUGAAAGUCUUUUCUACACCUAUCCCCGUAGAAAUUGAUACCAACAGCAGGUCUUCGCUAUUAUUAGGUCGUAAGCGUGGUUUAUGCGAUGUCCUGUUACCACCAAUGAAGACAAUAUCACGGAAACAUGCUAUUAUCUCAUACAUUCCCGAAAAGAAUCAAGUAAGAAUUGAGUGCCUGGGUAUCAACAGUAUGAUUAUUUCUUUACCAAGGAUGUUACAGGGUCAUUUGAUUAAACUUGUCCCAAAUAUUGACGUUUACGAAUUGGCUGGGACUGAAACAAUUAGAAUGUUGGAACAGAAUAGACCUGUACAGUAUGCUACCAAGCCAUUGGUCAAAGAUUGCAAUCUUACUAGGUUUUGCCUUGAAAAAGGUGAAAGUAUUAUUAUGCCAUUUAUGAAUAAUACUACUGUUGACUUUAGACAAGCUAUAGCCAUCCUAACAAGGAAAGAAGCAGAAUCUUCCUUGGAAAUUGGGAACCAUUAUGAUUCCGACUCUGAUCUCAAUUCCUCAGAAGAUAGUCUGGACAAUUUUAUUGAUAAUAGUGAAGAGGAUCCAUUGAAGAACAGUUCUGCUUUUGAAAGAGCUUCUUCGUUCAGAAAAGAUGAAAUACCUUCAAUUGUAAAGUCCCAUAUACCAACUGCACCAAAAGUAUUGAAAACUAUACAAACCCAUACGAUCCCACAACCUAUACAUACCCCAGAAUCUUCAUUUGCUAUCAGAGAACCAAGCACACCAACCAAGAAGCAACCAAUGGCAGCAAUUACAGCUUCGGUACCUCAUUCUCAUGUAAAGUCAUUCAGAAAACAGAAUAGUGCAACUCCAACUCAAUCAAAACAUAAUACAAAACGUAAGUUAACAACACAGGAACCUGACGAACAAAGUGUAGUUAAGAAGGAAUCUAAAAAGCAAAAGAAACUAUCAGAGGAGGAAAUUCUGGAAAUUCUAAAGGGGAGAAAUGUAGAUAUAGCAGAAUUGCAACGUGUCUUGGCCAAUCAUUUAGCUUUUGCAAAUGUUCAACAAACUCCACUAUCCCAACUAAUGGACGUCAAUUCUACAAUCAAAAAUUUAUCCAAAGAGGAAUUACGUGCUGUUUUGGCUGAAGAACCUUGUAUUGGCAUAAUUUACCGUCAAGGAAAAGAUGCUGCAGGUAAACCUCUCGAUGAAGAGUACUUUUACGAUUUGGAAAAAGAUACCGACGAAGAAAGAAGAGGAACAGUAACGUUAAUGAAAGGUGGAAGAACUGGUUUAAGAUCAUGCAGAAGAACUCAUAAGCAAUAUUUCUGGAAAAAACCAGCUAGAAAAUAG
Messenger RNA from Kazachstania africana CBS 2517, 1566 nucleotides. It is a transcript of the gene TOS4, whose product is annotated as Tos4p. The transcript has a single exon. Lineage: Eukaryota; Fungi; Ascomycota; Saccharomycetes; Saccharomycetales; Saccharomycetaceae. The record is from RefSeq and is a predicted model, not a curated record. Bases 1 to 1566 code for a protein of 521 amino acids. Gene Ontology annotation, molecular function: protein binding.